This is a messenger RNA of Uranotaenia lowii, 1690 nucleotides long. RefSeq lists its product as uncharacterized. NCBI's taxonomy places the organism in Eukaryota, Metazoa, Arthropoda, Insecta, Diptera, Culicidae. Bases 386 to 751 code for a protein of 121 amino acids. The record is from RefSeq and is a predicted model, not a curated record. Gene Ontology annotation, cellular component: extracellular region. Gene Ontology annotation, molecular function: ion channel inhibitor activity. The transcript has 4 exons.
AGUUCAUCAUUCCGUUAUCGGUAACUGGUGCACGAGGUUGUGACGAGGCACCGAAAAAUCCUGGACUGGUCCCGGUUAGUGUGGUAACUUCCGGUGUGGUCGUCGUUGGUGGUUUCCUGCUUCGGAACAAGAAAAAGUGUGUGCGAGCGAACGAGUGAGCGAAGUGUGUGUACCGGAAACGAACGGUGGGGAUCUCACUUCCGGUGUGUCUUUGCCGCCGCUUUUACUAUUUCGAUUUCUGGUUUUUGGUUCCGUUUUUUUUCUACUGUGUGUGCAUAACCCACAGGAAGUGAAAUCGUGCGGAAGCAGAAACAGUUACAGUAGUUGAAUUUCAAACAAAAUUCUACACUAACACAGGAAGUAGAAAAGUAGUGCAUGUGUCAAGAUGAAUAAAUUACUACAGGGAACGCUGUUGGUCAGCCUGUUGAUCAUGUUGGUGGCCAGGGCUCACGGAGCGGCCAGUAACUACUUCUAUUCGGAAUCGGAGGAACCUUACCCGAACCUGUUGGGCGAUGAAUCCGAGGACAUCGAUAAAAGUUUAUCGGACGAUAAUUUUCUAGACAACAUGCCACAGCAAGGUGCUUCCAAGCGCUCCUCCCUGAUUCAGGUGUACCGGAGGGCGUGUAUCCGGCGCGGGGGCAACUGUGAUCACCGAUCCAAUGACUGCUGCUACAACAGCUCCUGCCGAUGUAAUCUGUGGGGUUCCAACUGCCGGUGUCAGCGGAUGGGCCUGUUCCAGAAGUGGGGAUGAAUGCUUCCGUCAGCAAUCCAACAAUUCAGCAAUCACCACCAACUCCAACUGGUCCAGCUGAUGGCGAUGGCCGGAAUGAUGACACUUUUCACCCGGAGUCGGCAACCGGCAGCCAAAUUCCCUUGAUCUGCGGUGAUGAUGACGAUUUACUACUGCAAAUACUACAUCUACUAGAUACUGGACAAAGCUACUCGAACAAUGGCCACCGAUGUAACUGGAACGUUUUGGAUUUUUGUGCAAACCAAUCAUAGGACCCUCCCUCGCCCCAUAAAAUAACAUUAUUUUCAUGUGUAUAAAAGAAAUCAUAUUGCUACCCCCUCUCCCCUCCUCACGAACUCCCCUCUGAGUAACAACAUGAGCUAAGAUUACGGACACACUAUGGCGAACCAAGGCUAAACGCUCUAUGGAAAUUGAUCUUUGGAACGAAACAUAACCAAACUUUGAACAUAAAAAAAAACAUAAACAAACUGACAUUUGAGUUGCAAAACGGCUUAAAUUUUUCUUAUAUGGUUCAUGCACUGUUCCAACAUUUAACAGACUACCCCUAAAAAAUGUGAGUUUUCAAAAAGUCUCAAAGGCAACAUCAGACAACACUGAGAAGAUGAGUAUGUUUUCAAACGAAGUAUUAUGGUCUAAAAUCCUGAAGCCAACAGUCGACAAUUGGGAAUGGAAACGAUUUUUGUUUGCGGUCAUUAGAAGCGGAUGGUCUAAUCUUUUGGUUGAAAUUUUAUUCUGCGUUUUAACGAUAUAUGAGAUGUGUAGUAUGUUUUAUAACGAUAAUGAUAAUAAUGAUAAUGAUAAAUGAUAAUAACUAUUAUAAAGAGAGAGAAAAUAUUGUCUAUAUAGGUUAUUCCGAUUCAUUCUUUACUGUUUUAGAGCUAUUGUAUAUGAGUUGAGGGUGAAUUACAUGACGAGAAAGUAUUAUACAUAACGAUUAAA